AUGAAUGCAUCCGCUGCCCAGAGCACCAGCGAGCAGGGAAGCAGCACCGGGCAGCAGAGCGGGGAGCGCGCAUCACCUGCAGAAGGGUCCAAGGAGUUUUACGAUGAGCUGGAGGCGUACAUCAGUGAGCACGGCUCAGAGAGGCUGCUUGAGGAAUUAGCUAAGCAGCCGCCGCGCUUGCGUAAAGAGGACUUCCCUGUCACCGGCGGCCGAAACCGCGGCUACACGCCGUUCGAAUACAUCACAUUCACCGACGAGCUCAUCGAGCACACGCUCUCUAUCCAGGUGGAUGCGCCUGUGAGCAAGGUGUACCGCGUCUGGGCCAACCGUAUCAAUUACAACGAGUGGUUCGACCUCAUAGGACAGGUGGUGCUGCACACAGAGGAUCCUGAGUACGCCUCCUACUUCCUCUUCUACAAGUGGGGCCAGCUGCCGACAUUGGAGCUGUAUGUGACGCUGCAGCGGACGGCGGUGGAGAAUGACUACAUUCUGGAACGCGCCGUCGAUGGCAUGGACCUCUCUGUGGGAGCCUAUUUCAGGGAGAAGGAAGGGGGGACCGAGGUCAGCCUGCGAGUAGCGUACCUCCUUCCGGAGCAGCUGCACCAGUACGUGGGGCCUGUGGGCGUCUGGGGGGACGUCAAUGACAUCCUGCAGGAGAACCUGGACAUGAUGAAGGUAUUUGUGGAGGCCGUGGACGCGGAUGAGCUGGAUAAGGUGAGGGCGCUGGAUACACAGGUCAUGGACCAGGGCGUGGCCGACACCAAUGAGGCCCUGGACGUGCUCAAGCAGCAGCUGAUUGAUGAGGGGGUGAGGCCGGGAGAGGGGUCGCCGGAGGCGCGCGCAGAGAUGGAGAAGGUUCUGGGGGAGAUGGGCAUCAACUUAGAUGAUUACCCCGAUGACUAUGCGGAUAACUACGACGCUACUAAGCAGAUGAUGCAACAGGCGCCAGCGCAGCCGCAGCCUAGUCAGGCGCGGCAGGAGCCUCCUGCAGCUACAGGCACUGAGGAUAAGCAGAGGCGCAGCCGAGCCCCCAAAAGAGCGCCGGCAAAGGCCGUAGCGCCCUCCGGGGUUAGAGAGCCGGCCGAAGCCAAGAAGAAGCGGGGGCCCCAGGCAUCCAAUGCCAUCACAAAGGAGGCCCUGCUGGCAUUCUCUGGCAAGCCACAGACGGAGGCGGCAAAAGCUUUUGGGGUGAGCGCUUCGACCAUCAGUAAGUAUGCGCGCGAGUAUGGCAUCACCUGGAGAAAGACCGUGGCCGGGAACAAGAGGAUGGAAGAGAAGAGGCAGAGCGAGCCUGGAGCGGGCGCGGGAAAGCAGUGA
Coccomyxa subellipsoidea C-169 is the source of this 1317-nucleotide messenger RNA. RefSeq lists its product as hypothetical. Bases 1 to 1317 code for a protein of 438 amino acids. NCBI's taxonomy places the organism in Eukaryota, Viridiplantae, Chlorophyta, Trebouxiophyceae, Coccomyxaceae. The record is from RefSeq and is a predicted model, not a curated record. The transcript has 13 exons.